Messenger RNA from Drosophila bipectinata, 4153 nucleotides. It is a transcript of the gene Pfas, whose product is annotated as phosphoribosylformylglycinamidine synthase. Gene Ontology annotation, biological process: 'de novo' IMP biosynthetic process. NCBI's taxonomy places the organism in Eukaryota, Metazoa, Arthropoda, Insecta, Diptera, Drosophilidae. The record is from RefSeq and is a predicted model, not a curated record. Gene Ontology annotation, molecular function: phosphoribosylformylglycinamidine synthase activity.
ACGAAAUUAUGAAGCCCCAAAGUCUGCCGAUCUCAGCUCCCUCACACGUGCGCCACAGACUAGUUCUUCCAUUCGGAACGACGACGACAUGGUAAUCCUACGGUACUACGACGUGCAGGCCCACGAUGCGGCCGAGGAGCAGUCCGUGCUGCGUCGCCUCCAGGCUGAAGACAGCAGUGUGGUCUCGGUUCGUCUGGAGCGGUGCUAUCACCUGGAGUAUAACGGCCAGGCAGAGCACUCUGUGGCGCUGGACGAUCUUCUUGUCUGGCUUGUGAAACAUCCCAUGAGCAGUGGCCAGAGUCUGACCAAGGAAACCGUCCUCCGCUCGGAGGGUCCUCGUCAACUCCUUCUGGAGGUUGGACCACGUUUCAACUUUUCCACGCCCUACUCCACCAACUGUGUCAACAUCUUCCACAACCUGGGUUACUCCGAGGUUCGGCGCAUGGAAACCUCCAACCGCUACCUUCUGACCUUCGCUGGGGACUCGGUAGCCCGGGAUCCCUCGAAAUUUUUCCCUCUCCUGGGUGAUCGCAUGACGCAGUGCCUCUACACGUCGGAGAACUUGCCAAAGGCUAGUUUCGAUGAGCAGCUGCCCUCGCGUCAGGCGGACUGGCACUUUGUUCCUAUCCUGGAGGAAGGACCGGCUGCCUUGGAGCGUGUCAACAAGGAACUGGGUCUUGCAUUCACUGACUUUGACCUCGAGUACUAUUACGAACUCUUCGCCAAGACCCUGGGACGCAACCCCACCACCGUUGAGCUGUUCGACUGCGCUCAGAGCAACAGCGAGCACUCCCGGCAUUGGUUCUUCCGUGGCCGCAUGGUUAUCGACGGGGAGGAGCAGCCCAAAUCCCUCAUCCGAAUGAUCAUGGACACGCAAGCCCACACGAAUCCGAACAACACCAUAAAGUUCAGCGACAACAGUAGCGCCAUGCGGGGAUUCAAGUACGAUGCCAUAGUGCCGUCCUCCGUGGUGGCUCCUGGUCCAGUAAGUCUGGGUAGAUUGGAGUCUGACCUCAUCUUCACGGCUGAGACUCAUAAUAUGCCCACUGCAGUGGCGCCAUUUAGCGGUGCCACCACCGGUACCGGUGGACGAUUGCGUGACGUCCAGGGCGUUGGAAGAGGAGGCGUUCCUAUCGCUGGCACAGCAGGUUACUGCGUUGGCGCUCUUCACAUUCCAGGUUACAAUCAGCCUUAUGAACCUUCGGACUGCCAGUACCCUUCGACCUUUGCUCCUCCACUGCAGGUGCUGAUCGAGGCCAGCAACGGCGCCUCGGACUACGGCAACAAGUUCGGCGAGCCGGUGAUCUCCGGCUUUGCCCUGUCCUACGGCCUUAGAAACGUGGCAGAUCCCAGCCAGCGUAACGAAUUCGUAAAGCCAAUCAUGUUCAGCGGCGGUCUGGGUACCAUGCCGGCAACCAUGCGGGAGAAACUGCCGCCGGUUCGCGGCUACCUCCUUGCCAAGAUUGGAGGUCCAGUGUAUAGGAUUGGUGUAGGCGGCGGUGCUGCCAGUUCCGUGGAAGUCCAAGGCUCUGGAGACGCCGAGCUGGACUUCAAUGCAGUACAGCGAGGCGAUGCUGAGAUGGAAAACAAGCUCAAUCGGAUGGUACGGGCCUGCCUCGAACUGGGCGAUAAGAAUCCCAUUUUGGCCAUUCACGAUCAGGGCGCCGGCGGCAAUGGAAACGUGCUCAAGGAGCUAGUGGAGCCUGGCUUCGCCGGAGCUUUGAUUUUCUCGAAAGAGUUUCAACUGGGUGAUCCCACUAUCACUGCCCUGGAGCUGUGGGGUGCUGAGUACCAGGAGAACAACGCUAUUCUCUGCAAGGCUGAAGAUCGAGAUGUUCUGGAAAGGAUCUGUGAACGCGAACGAUGCCCCAUCAGCUUUGUGGGAGUGGUAACUGGCGACGGAAAAGUUACCCUUCUGGAGGAGGCUGCACCCAAGGAUCUGGAGAAGGCUCUGUCCGUCAGUACCAGCGGGAAAACUGCUCCAUUCAGCCUGGAUCUGAAGUACGUCUUGGGCGAUAUGCCAAAAAGAACUUAUGAGCUGACCAGAGAGGUGACGCCUCUGAAGGAUUUGGAGUUUCCAAAAGACAUCCGCUUGGAUAAUGCCCUGGAGCGCGUUCUAAGCUUGGUGGCUGUGGGCAGUAAACGCUUCCUUACCAACAAGGUGGAUCGCUGCGUCGGAGGACUCAUCGCGCAGCAACAGUGCGUCGGUCCGCUGCAGGCUCCCUUGGCAGACUACGCCCUGACCACCGUCUCGCAUUUUACCAACGCCGGCAUCGCCACUUCUAUUGGCACUCAGCCGCUGAAGGGUCUUCUUGAUCCCGCUGCCAUGGCUAGGAUGUGCGUGGCGGAGGCGAUCAGCAACCUCGUCUUUGUCAAGAUCACCGAAUUGGCAGACGUCAAGUGCUCCGGCAACUGGAUGUGGGCCGCCAAGUUACCGGGGGAGGGAGCUAAGAUGUACGAUGCGUGCAAGGAGCUCUGCAGCGUCCUGGAGGAGCUGCACAUAGCCAUCGACGGAGGAAAAGACUCUCUAUCCAUGGCUGCAAAGGUGGGCAAAGAGACCAUCAAGUCCCCGGGUACUCUGGUCAUCUCCACAUACGCUCCGUGUCCGGACGUGCGACUAAAGGUUACUCCUGACCUAAAAGGACCUGCCUCAGGCUCCAAAACCGUCCUGCUUUGGAUUCAUUUGGAGGAUAAGCUUCGCCUUGGCGGCUCUGCGCUGGCCCAGGCCUACGCUCAGCAGGGCAAGGAGUCACCAAACCUGCUGAGAACCGACCGGCUGGCUAAGGCCUUCGCCGUAACCCAAACCCUGCUGGGAGAAGAGGUGCUCCGGGCCGGCCACGAUGUCAGCGACGGAGGUCUUCUCGUUUGCCUCGUGGAGAUGGCUAUCGGCGGAUUAAGUGGUCUCGAAGUGGACUUGGCGGUGCCUCUGGCCAAGCUGAAGCAUUACGAUGCGUCCGUGGAAAAGAUUGGACGCCCUGAGCUGGCGCUCCUCUUUGCCGAGGAAUGCGGAUGGGUGGUGGAGCUCCUGGAGUCGGAUUUGCCACGAGUCAGGUCGAUGUACAGCGAUGCUGGAGUGCCCACCUACCAGUUGGGUGCGACAACUGGAUUUGGACUUGGCUCCCGCUUCGUUGUCAAGUCGGGCAAGUCCACCCUUUUGGACCUUCCCGUUCGUCAGCUGUACAAGCAGUGGGAGCGAACCAGCUAUGAGUUGGAGAAAUUGCAGGCCAACGAGGAGUGCGCCCAGGCGGAGUAUGACAGUCUAGAAUUCCGCCAGGCUCCCCAGUACAAGGGACCUGCUAACCUUCAAGCGGAGCUUACCCUCAAGCGGUCCUCGGUGCCCGUUCGCGUGGCCGUACUGCGGGAGGAGGGCGUCAACAGUGAGCGCGAGAUGAUGGCCUGCCUCCUCAGGGCUAACUUCGAGGUCCACGACGUGACCAUGUCCGAUCUUUUGAAGGGCUCCACCACACUAUCCCAAUACCAAGGACUGAUCUUUCCCGGAGGCUUCAGCUAUGCAGACACCUUGGGAUCGGCAAAGGGCUGGGCAGCCAACAUCCUCCACAGCCAGAGCCUGAAGAGCCAGUUUGAGGCCUUUAAGAAACGCCAGGACGUUUUCUCCCUCGGCAUUUGCAACGGAUGCCAACUAAUGACCCUGAUUGGUUUCGUUGGAAACCCCAAAACCCAAAUGGGAACGGAUCCUGACUUGGCUUUGCUCCACAAUCGCUCCCAGAGAUUCGAAUGCCGCUGGUCCACUGUUAGAAUUCCACCUAACCGCUCGAUUAUGCUGGGAAACAUGGAUGACCAGGUCCUGGGCUGUUGGGUGGCCCAUGGCGAAGGACGCUUUGCCUUCCGGGACGAGAGCCUCAUUGAAACUCUCCAGUCGGAGCGAUUGGUCACCUUGCAAUAUGUAAACGACCAGGGCGAACCUACGGAACUCUACCCCAUGAAUCCGAAUGGUAGUCCUCAGGGUAUAGCCGGGCUGUGCUCGCCGGAUGGCCGCCACUUGGCUCUCAUGCCGCAUCCAGAGCGGUGCAGCUCCAUGUACCAAUGGCCCUAUGUGCCUCCCGGCUUUGAGGUUCCCGCCUCGAACACCGAAAGCCCUUGGCAGGUGAUGUUCAACAAUGCCUACAACUGGUGUGUCACUGAGGAUAAGUGA